This is a messenger RNA of Hydractinia symbiolongicarpus, 816 nucleotides long. Its product is annotated as cytochrome c oxidase subunit 3-like. The record is from RefSeq and is a predicted model, not a curated record. Bases 1 to 816 code for a protein of 271 amino acids. NCBI's taxonomy places the organism in Eukaryota, Metazoa, Cnidaria, Hydrozoa, Anthoathecata, Hydractiniidae. The transcript is spliced from 2 exons.
AUGUGUCGUUGGACUAUUUGUUUUUCUGUUCAUAUCAUGUGUUUUGUUCAUGUCAUAUGUUUUGUUCAUAUCAUAUGUUUUGUUCAUAUCAUAUGUUCUGUUUAUAUCAUAUGUUCUGUUCAUAUCAAAUCAUAUGUUCUGUUUAUAUCAUAUGUUUUGUUCAUAUCAUAUGUUCUGUUUAUAUCAUAUGUUUUGUUUAUAUCAUAUGUUCUGUUCAUAUCAAAUCAUGUUUUGUUUAUAUCAUGUGUUCUGUUUAUAUCAUGUGUUCUGUUUAUAUCAUAUGUUUUGUUUAUAUCAUAUGUUUUGUUUAUAUCAUGUGUUCUGUUCAUAUCAUAUGUUUUGUUCAUAUCAUAUGUUUUGUUCAUAUCAUAUGUUCUGUUUAUAUCAUAUGUUUUGUUUAUAUCAUAUGUUUUGUUCAUAUCAAAUCAUAUGUUCUGUUCAUAUCAUAUGUUUUGUUCAUAUCAUAUGUUUUGUUCAUAUCAUGUGUUCUGUUUAUAUCAUAUGUUUUGUUUAUAUCAUAUGUUCUGUUCAUAUCAAAUCAUAUGUUCUGUUUAUAUCAAAUCAUAUGUUCUGUUUAUAUCAUAUGUUUUGUUCAGAUCAUAUGUUCUGUUCAUAUCAUAUGUUCUGUUAGCCUUUGGAAUGAUAAUACUCCUAGAAAAAGAGAAAUAUUUCGUCAGAUUAACGGCUGAUAAUGAAUAUUUUGAAAACACACGCUUUUUAUUGAAAACAGUAAAUUCAGGCUACGAUUUUGUGAGAAAGCAAAGGCCUACUGAGAAUGAACUUAGCCUGAAAUCCUUUAUAAAUUACAAAUUAUAA